Messenger RNA from Mytilus californianus (California mussel), 1620 nucleotides. RefSeq lists its product as uncharacterized. The transcript has 2 exons. Gene Ontology annotation, molecular function: protein binding. The coding region runs from base 14 to 1267 and encodes 417 amino acids. Gene Ontology annotation, biological process: protein homooligomerization. Lineage: Eukaryota; Metazoa; Mollusca; Bivalvia; Mytilida; Mytilidae. The record is from RefSeq and is a predicted model, not a curated record.
ACUAAAUAGAAUUAUGUCUGAUGUUAUGAGUAUAAAAAGUAAAUGGAUGUGUGUUAUAUGUGAAGACAUGACAUUUGAAAAGAGGUGGUUUCUGGAGCGACACAUAUUAGAAAGGCACUCAGACUUUGCCUGGAAGUGUCCAGAAUGUAAAAAACUGUUCCAAAGACGUAAUACCAACCAUGGGUGCAAGGUACAUGAAAAUCAAAUGAUCUGUUUUCAAAACAGCACCGGACGUAGGGGAAAAGAUGCCGAAGAAGACCUGGAGAAAUUUAAAAGAGAUGAAAUGCCGAAGAAAAUAAGGUUGGUUGAUAAUAAUGGGAAUGAGGUUGAAGUUGUAUCUAGACGUAACAGAUAUGCUAGAUCCGAGAUAGGUGACACCAGCAAUAAAAGUACAUGUAAUAGUAAGAGAGGAAGCUCGUUGAAAGAAACAUCCAGAAAAAGGACAGAUAUAGAGAACAAAGAAAAUAACAACAUCUCAGGGCCAACUCCUGCAAAAGUUAGUAAGCCCUCAGAGACAAAAGAACAAAAGCUGAAGAAAAUCAAAGAUGUUAUUCAAGAUCUAAUGAGUGAGAGUGGUGAGACAAUAACAAUUUGUUUAGAACCGGAAGCAGAUAAAACAGAAGGAAAGAGUCAAAUCUUAGAGGAAGUCGAACUGCAUGUAUCAGAAAAAGAAGUGAGCACAUUAGAAAGAGCAGAUAAAUCUCACAUGAGUUCAUCCUCAUCAACAACCUCAUCCGGAUCGUCGUCUAGCUCGUCAAGCUCAUCAGGGACAGUCAAGAAAUCAACUCCAGCUAGUAUGUCACAAAAGGCAGAGAACGUCGUGGUAAAACCUCUUGAUACUGAAAUUGAACCAAUAAGAAAUGUUGAGUUUUCAGCUAAGACAGAAUUGGUGGAAACCUUCCUACAAUCCCUACAGGACACACAGGAAAACACACUUACUCUCAACGUUGGAGGGAUGAAGGUAGAGACAAGUAAAAACACCCUAAGAGCCGACCCUUCUUGUGUGUUCGCCUUGAUGUUGCAGCCUUUAAGUCCAUUCCGUCCUUCUAAUAACGUCUACUUCUUCGAUCGAGACCCUGCUCACUUCAAGAUAAUCCUUAACUAUUUGAGGAACAAUUGUACCGUGGAAAAAAGAUAUCUCCCUAGGGAGCAUGUCUAUUUGUACGAGCUGCUCCAGGAGGCAAAGUUCUAUAAACUGUCUGGACUUGUUACAACAGUACAAGAGAGACUAAAUGAUUUGUGUGCAUGUAGACUGAGUAACUUCUAAACUUUGUUGUUGAUUUUGGAUAGAUUUUGACGUUUGUUGUUGAUAUAAUUAGUAAAAUUUAUCUUGUGAAUGAAAAAUAUCUUUGUUGUUAAACCCACAUAGUACUGACAUACUGUGAGCUCGAUGAAGAAUGACCAAGAAUAGUAGAGUUUUUUUUUUUUUUUUAAUCAGUAUUUCCUAAACAGUAUAAAUCAGCUCACCAAGCUAAUAUAUUUGGGGACCAAAUCCUUAAGGAAGGGGGCAAUGUUAUGCCGGCUCCCCGUAUUUAUUCAGUGUUGUUUUGAUAUGCAUUUUUUUCGUCGUUGUUAUGAUCCAUAACCAGAAGUUGGUUGUCAAAAGUGUUUGAUAAGUCA